This is a messenger RNA of Polychytrium aggregatum, 937 nucleotides long. RefSeq lists its product as uncharacterized. Bases 39 to 800 code for a protein of 253 amino acids. The record is from RefSeq and is a predicted model, not a curated record. NCBI's taxonomy places the organism in Eukaryota, Fungi, Chytridiomycota, Chytridiomycetes, Polychytriales. The transcript is spliced from 5 exons.
AUCGAGAGAACGAUCCUUCGCUCCUGAUCUGCCAAACGAUGAACCCACAUGGAGGCCGUCCCGGUCUCCCGGCAGGUGUCCUGCCAGGUGCCCAGCCAGGAUCGAUGGGACAGCUGGCCCAGGACAGCCGGGAAGCGCAGCUGUCGGCCCUCCUGAUGGCUCUCGACAAUACCAGCGCGACCCGGUCCCAGCAGCUGUCCGCCAUGAGCAUCUUCCCGGGUCCUCUGCCGAUCGGAGCAGCAACGGUGAUGCCAGAGACUCAGCCUGCGACAGCGCCCGGCAUCUCGCAGGCCGUUCCCACUCCUGUUGCUGUAUCUGCCCAGCCUCAGUCUCAGCCUCAGCCGCCAGAGGAAUCGCCAGCCAGGGGCGAGCGCAUCACCCCGGCUGUGGUCAUCAAAGUCGCUCGAAUGUGCGAGGACGCGGCGUUUGUCGACUCGAUCAAACGGCUCAAGGACGAGCAGCUUCAACUGGAGCGGGACCUUCUGAGACAGAGAAAGGCGCUCAUAGCCAAGCACGAAGACAAGGAAUGGGCGAGCGAGAUUAUUGGAACAGCAACGUCAGCAAGCACACACGAGAUCCGACAGAGGCUCGAAAAGGAACUGAGAAUCUUUGAUCGGCUCAUGAUGGGCCAGCUGGAGCAAAUCCAACAGAUACAGCAGUCGGCGAUAGCCAAGCUCGGGGUUCCUUUGUUUUGGGAGACCAGCGAUCCUGUCGAGAUGCUCACCCAGAAAAAGAUCCUGGGAUACAUCCUCGACAUGACCGACGACGAGACGCACUCGGCCCCGCGUGCUGGGCGAUAAUGUCCUUCUGUACACUACAAUUGCAGCGACGCAGCUGUCACAUCAGUUGCGCCAAACGGUCGGCUCAUAUUGUCGGCUGGGCCCCGAAUCUCAGCGUUCUCACCGAGCGACACAACGACACAACGACAGGAUGUGCC